Messenger RNA from Sugiyamaella lignohabitans, 372 nucleotides. It is a transcript of the gene YTH1, whose product is annotated as Yth1p. The record is from RefSeq and is a predicted model, not a curated record. Gene Ontology annotation, molecular function: RNA binding; metal ion binding. Bases 1 to 372 code for a protein of 123 amino acids. Lineage: Eukaryota; Fungi; Ascomycota; Dipodascomycetes; Dipodascales; Trichomonascaceae. The transcript has a single exon.
AUGGCAGAACUCCUCGAGCGAAGCUCGAGGUUGCCGCCGGAGGCAUGGCUGCCAUCACAGAGAAUGAUCAGAUCAGUUACUAACAGGCUUUUCAGAAAUGGAUACUGUACACAAUCACCCGAUUGUCUCUAUCUUCAUAUUGAUCCACAGAGCAAGAUCCCGCCAUGUCCUAAUUACGACCGUGGUUUCUGUAGACUGGGUCCCGAGUGUCCUCGAAGGCACGUUACCAGGGUUUUCUGUCCUAAAUACCUGACAGGAUUCUGUCCCGAAGGUCCUACUUGUAGUAUGGGCCAUCCACGAUUUGUGGGUAUUACGGACGACAUGCGGAUUGCUAAAGAAUACGACCCACUGCCGAGCUGGAAACGGCAGUGA